AUCAGUUGGUUUUCAAGCAUCAAAGCAUAAAAACGGCUUUUAAAAAUAUUAGAAAUAUUAAAACAUAUUGAAGAAUAAUCAUGAAGUGCAUCUUUGUUGCAGCCAUAUUAAUUGCUACAGUUACUGCCAGUCCAGUCUACGCACCACUUCCAGUUUAUCAUCAUGCUCCGGUCAUUGCCCACGCUCCAGUGCAUAAAAUUGUUGCUGAACCAGUAGCUUAUCCAAAAUAUUCAUUCAAUUAUGGCAUUAAGGACCCACACACAGGAGAUAUCAAAUCACAAAGUGAACAUCGUGAUGGAGAUGUAGUUAAAGGCCAAUAUUCCUUAGUUGAACCCGAUGGUUCAAUCAGAACUGUUGACUACACAGCUGAUGAUCAUAAUGGUUUCAAUGCAGUAGUGCACAGAACUGCCCCCGCUAUACAUGCCGCUCCCAUUAUUCAUCAUAGCCCGAUUCAUGCAUAUCACCAUUGAAAAGGAGAUAACCAGCAGCUAACAAAACAUAACGAAUAGACCCUACCUAAACAUAUCAAUUCAUUUUAAUAUCGCCUUGCAUUUCAUUCUUUCUGGAAUCUACUAAAUGUAGUUGUGAUACCUACUUAAGCUUAAACUUUAAUUUCCUCUCGUUCUGUUUUCAACUUUCACUUUUCUUUAAAGUUUUUCAUAGCUUACAAGCAAAUUUUUCUCAGUGAAGCAUCAGUGCAGUUGAAUAUCUUAAACUGUUAAAAAAUUUGCAUUCAACAACUUUUAAUUCUCGUUUCAUUGUUAUGCAAUAUUAUUUUACUGGUUGGUUAUUCAUUCUUCUACUAAAUCGUGAAAUAAGGCUUUGAAAUCAUGUUCAAUAUUCUGAACAGAUGCAAGUGAAAAUCAAUAAAAAAAAAGAUUGUGAUGAAUUAAAUAUGCAAUUUAAAUGUUAUAAUAAAAGUUUGAAAUGAAGGAAUCUGA
Molecule: messenger RNA, 941 nt
Organism: Clunio marinus
Lineage: Eukaryota; Metazoa; Arthropoda; Insecta; Diptera; Chironomidae
Source: the annotation of a GenBank genome assembly